AUGGCCGUGCAGGCGGCGCCUCCUCCGCCUCCCCAUCACCCCUUCGUCCCUUUCGGCUUCCCCACGGCGGACUUCGGGGCUCUGGAGAAGAGCUGCUACGGCGACGGGGCGGCGCUGCUGCUGCUGGAAGGCGGCGUCGGGGCGAGCGGCAUCGGCGGCGUCGAAGGCGGUGUCGGAGGCGGCGUCGUCGGUUGCCCCGAAGCGGCCGAUUUCCGCGAAGCCACCCGGGAGCUGUUGAGCUUCAUCGACUCGGCGUCGAGCAACAUCAAGCUGGCUCUGGACAAGCCGGGCAAAUCCAAGCGGAAAGUCAACCAUCGGAAGUACCUGCAGAAGCAGAUCAAGCGCUGCACCGGCCUCCUCGGGGGCAACGCGGAGCCAGGGGCCGGUUCGGUUCCAGGUUCGAGUCCCGCUCCGGCCGCCGCCGCCGCCGCCCCCACGAACAAGCAAGCCUCGGCCUCGCCGGCGCCCUCUAGCGGUGGUGGCGCCGCCGCCGCCGCUCCCUCCUGCAAGCCAGCCAAGCGGGAGAGCAAAAGCUUAGCGGCGCUUUUCGACUCCCUGCGCGGAGCCCCGACGGCCGUGGCCACUGCGGCUUCUCCCGCCGGGCCGUCCGGCUGUGCAAGCGGGAAAGAGGCAGGCUCCGCUCCGCCGACGGCUGCGGUCGCUUGCAAGAAGGUCCCUUUGCGGAACCGCAACCUGCCCCGCUCCUUCUUCACCGAGCCGGCUCCCAACCGGGCGCCCAACCCCGCCGGCUUGGAAGGAGGAGGAGGAGGAGGAGGAGCGGGGCCCGUCCCGUCGGUGGCCGAAGAGCUCUUCGAUCUGCUGGCGGCUCCCGAUUACCGAGCCUUGCUGCAGGAAUCCUCCGAGCCGCCGCCGCCGCCGCCGCCCGUUUUCCCGGCGGAGCUUCCUCUGGAGCCGCCGCUGUACGAGCCGCUGCCGUCGUUGGCGCCCCUGCUUUACGCCGAGACCCCCUUGCGGCCCCUGCCGGCUCUCUACGCCGCCGUCGCUGUUUCGGAUCCGACGGCGCCCUUCUUUGCGGAUUGCCCGCUGCCGCCUCCGCCGUCGAUGCCCUACGAUUACGGCUACAGUCGCGGGGCGCCUUACCCCAGCCUCUAG
Thamnophis sirtalis is the source of this 1113-nucleotide messenger RNA. RefSeq names its product family with sequence similarity 181 member B (gene FAM181B). The record is from RefSeq and is a predicted model, not a curated record. NCBI's taxonomy places the organism in Eukaryota, Metazoa, Chordata, Lepidosauria, Squamata, Natricidae.